This is a messenger RNA of Penaeus vannamei (Pacific white shrimp), 10111 nucleotides long. Lineage: Eukaryota; Metazoa; Arthropoda; Malacostraca; Decapoda; Penaeidae. The record is from RefSeq and is a predicted model, not a curated record.
UCGGAGCGGCCGCAUGACAGUCCGCGCUCGGUGCUCGCUGAGGAACGUGUCUGGAAGACUGUAGAGUAGAGGUGUAGCGGCUAGUGUGAAGUUACGUAGGAGUAGCGCGAGCAGUGGUCGGUCGUGUGGGAGAGCGAGGCGGCAGCUGUGUGCUCAGUGUUGGCUGAGGAGUUGUGUGGUGUCGCGGGGCGCGCUUCCCCCCUGCGCCUCUCAUUUCCAUAUGGGCGCCCCCCCCACGGGGAGGUGGCGGUGGUGGGCCAGCCCGCGCAUACUCGCCGCCACAUUUACCUACUAAUUCUCGCCGAGGCGUCAUUACUAUGUGCAGACGGUGGGUGGCGGCCGCGGAGGUGCCACGCCAGUGAUACUUGUGCAUGUGGAGUGGUGGUUGUUGCCGCACAGUGUGGUGCUGUGGCGCAUGGUGCUAGUGACGGGCCAGGCACGUGCAGCCUACCCAGUGGCACGGCCGGGCACGGGGGCGAGGCCACGCACAUACCAUCAGAACAAGAGAGGACAAGACGCGAGUCAGGAACUUUGUGAGAGGGGCGUGCACUCACGUACCCAGCCCAGCCUCGGCUUGAGUAUGAGGCACGGCCAGGCCAGGGACGAUGUGGACCACAGAUGGUGCGUGGAGGUUGAGGGCUGUGACUAGCGGAGGCGCCGUGUCCGUGCCGCCAUGCCCGGAGAGGAGCUGGGAGAGCCGCCUCUGAAGGGAUGCCCCCCGGCCCCCCCACACCCUCCCACUGAACCUCAAGAAGCCCCUAGCCAGACGCAGCAGCAAGACCCUCCGACUAUGAGUCCUGAGGACGCCCCCUCUACCUCCCCCCUGGCGGGCGAGGAAGGCCCAGGGCCCCUGCCGCAACAGGGCCCCAACGCCACCUCCUCGUCGUCGUCGGCGUCGUCCGCGUCGCCGCCAGCGACGUUCAACUUGACGUGCAUGACGUGCCACACGCAUUUCACGUCGGCGGAGCAGUACACGCGGCACCACUGCGUCGCGUCGGGCGCCGCGCAGGACGCGAUGAACGAGUCGUCGAGUGACGUGGAAAAGUUCGACGGGAAGAUCGUGUACAACCCCGACGGGUCGGCCUACAUCAUCGACUCGGAGAUGAGCGACGACGACGGCGUGGCGGGGCUGGAGCUGCCGCAGCACGAGGGCUCCAUCGUGGACUCCCCGCGGCACCCGCUCUCCUCCACCGCCGCCCCCACCAUCCCCACCAUCGCGAACGCCAUAUACGUCACGAAGAACCCCGCCUUCUAUACCGCCCUUUACGGUCAAACCUUCACCUCGCUACUCCAGGAAAACAAAGUUCCUGACGUUCCCAUUGUUCACAACUACAGGGUCUUUACCGUUGGUGAUAAAGACAGUGAAAAUGAAUGUAAAGACAGUGAUAACAAAAAUGAUAGUUCCAGUGAGAAAACAAAACUUCCAUUAUUAGACUACUCGCAAGUUCCAAUUAAACCUAUAUUGAUGUGUUUUGUAUGUAAGUUGUCUUUUGGAUAUGUUAAAUCUUUUAUUGCCCAUGCGAUGGGCGACCAUAGUGUAGUGCUGCUGGAUGAGGAAAGGGACCUUUUGGCGUCAAAGAACGCUUCGGCCAUCAUCCAGUGUGCGGGCCGGGAGAAGGAGCCGCGAGUGUCGUUCCUAGAGCCAGUGCGCCCCUGCAGCAGCCAGCACGGGGACUCCCUGGCCACCCUGCUGCCCUCCGGGGCUCCCAGCGGCCCCUCCCCCAGCCCGCAGCCCGCCAAGGCCGCACACAACAACGACGACCACCAGGACCUCGCCGAGGACGAUCAUAACACACCUGUCAAACGUGAGAUGACCGACUUCUAUGACUUAGUCCGUCAGCAACAACAGCAACAGCAGCAACAACAGCAGCAGCAGCAUCAACAGCAGCAACAGCAACGGGCAGACCCCUUCGCUGCUCCCCAGCAUCCGGCUGCUGUCCGGACGCCAGACCUGAGCCGCAAGUCGCCCAUCUCCGCCCUGGGCGCCAACGGCCGCGCGUCCGUGUCGCCCGUGACCUCCAUGUCGCCCACGAGCUUCUCGCCGCUGCAGUCGCCGGUGACGCAGCUCACCGGCACCGUCAUCGGCGCCUGCCCCGAGCACAUGAGCGGCCGCCCCCAGGGCGUCAGCUGCGACAAGUGCGACCUGAUCCUGCAGCAGUCGCGGACGCUCGGUGGGCAGAUGGCGUUCAUGCACUCGCGCAACUCCUGCAAGACGCUCAAGUGCCCCAAGUGCAACUGGCACUACAAGUACCAGGAGACGCUGGAGAUCCACAUGAAGGAGAAGCACCCGGAGAACGAGUCCACCUGCAUCUACUGCCUGACCAACCAGCCGCACCCUCGCCUCGCCCGCGGGGAGACCUACACCUGCGGCUACAAGCCGUACCGCUGCGAGGUGUGCAACUACUCCACCACCACCAAGGGCAACCUCUCCAUCCACAUGCAGAGCGACAAGCACCUCAACAACAUGCAGGAGCUGCAGAACGGCGGCAUGCCCAACCUGGACGGCUCGCAGGCCCUCACGUCGCAGCAGCAGAGCCCCUCCGGCAGCAUCUACUCGGCGCCCAAGACGCCGACGCCCUCCACCACGCCCGCGCCGCCGCAGCAGCAGCAGAAGCCCAAGCCCAUGUGGCGCUGCGACGUGUGCAACUACGAGACCAACGUGGCGCGCAACCUCCGCAUCCACAUGACGAGCGAGAAGCACACGCACAACAUGAUGGUGCUGCAGCAGAACGUCAAGCACAUGCAGCAGCUGAGCGCCAUGCAGGGCGGCGGUGGCGGGGCCGGGGGCCAGAUGGACCCCAUGGCCCUGCUGCAGUUCGCCGGCAACCCCGCCGCGGCCGCCGCCAUGAUGGCCGGCCUGGGCGUGGGGGAGAAGCCGCCCCUGCCGGAGGCCGCCCUCGCCGACAUGGCCUACAACCAGGCGCUGCUGAUCCAGAUGAUGUCCGGCGGCCAGCUGCCUCCAGGCGGUCCCCUGGGCCCCGGUGGCCCUAUGGGCCAUGGCCCUGGCGGCCCCGUGGGCCACGGCGGCCACGGAGGACACGGACACGGCGGGGACCACCCCGGGCCGCACUUCGACCUGGGCCUGAACCCCGAGUCGCUGGAGCCGCCGCCGGAGCCCGUGCCGCCCAACCCGCGCCACGCCUUCACCUGCUGCGUGUGCUCCGUCUUCUCGACGGACUCGCUCGAGCAGCUCACGCUCCACCUUCAGCUGGACCGCUCCAAGGUCAACGAGAACGAGGUGCUGCUCGUGGUGGCCGGCAACUACAUCUGCAAGCUGUGCUCGUACAAGACCAACCUCAAGGCCAACUUCCAGCUGCACUGCAAGACGGACAAGCAUCUGCAGAAGCUGCAGCACGUCAACCACAUCCUGGAGGGCGGCCCGCGCAACGAGUGGAAGCUCAAGUACCUGUCCAACACCAACCCCAUGCACGUGCGCUGCAACCUGUGCGAGUACUACACCAACAGCGUGCACAAGCUGCAGCUGCACGCGGCGCACCAGCGGCACGAGGUCCUCAACGUGCUGUUCCGCCACCUGUGCAUGGCGGAGCACAACAUGCACGACGACCGCCGCCAGUACACCUGCGUGCUGUGCAACUUCACCACCCGCGCCAAGCUCCAGCUGUUGCACCAUAUCCGCUCCAUGCGCCACCUGCAGAUGGAGCAGUUGCACCAGAUCCAGCGGCACGCGGAGGGCAAGGGCGGCACGCAGCAGGACAUCGGAGACAUCUUCAAGGUGGAGGAGGCCGACGAGGACGGACGCCACACGCCGCACGAGGAGACCAAGGAAGAGGGCCGCUCGCCCGACCACGUGCAUGCCUGCCCCUUCUGCCACUUCACGUGCGAGCUGGAGUCUAGCCUGCAGCAGCACGUGGACAGUGAGCACGGAGGGGAGAAGAAGGCCGGGCUGAGGUGCCCCCUGUGCGAGGAGGCGUGCCCCGACAUGCCCUCCCUCGAGAAACAUGCCAUCAAUGUUCACUCGGUCAACUCCGAGGGCCUCCAGAGGCUCAUGCUGCUGGUCAGACUUAGCGCCGCAGCGGGCAAGGAGGCCGAGGAAGAGGAUCACUCGCAGCAGCACCAUCAGCAGCCGCAGCCGCCGCCGCCGCCGCCGCCGCAAGCCGAACAGAUGCAUCCGGAACAGCAUCUCCGUCUGCCCGGGAAGGCGGAGGAGAGCCAGCCAUCAGGUGGAGCAGGUAAGCGAGGUGAUGAGCGGAGCGUGGGCCGGGAGCAGGAGGAGUGUGGUGUGUGUGGGCUGGCGUGCGCCUCGGUGGAGGACCUGGUGGCGCACCAGGCGGCCGUGGGACACACGCCGCUGACGGAGACGCCGCGGGGGCCAGGAUACCUGUGCUGGAAGAAGGGCUGUAACCAGUACUUCCCUUCGGCUCAGGCGCUGCACAGUCACUUCCGGGAGAUCCAUGGCGCGGCGCCCAGGCCGUCGAUCGCCGUGUCAGAGAGGCACGUGUACAAGUACCGCUGCCAGCAGUGUUCUCUCGCCUUCAAAACAGUGGAGAAGCUGCAGCUGCACUCGCAGUACCAUGCGAUUCGGGAUGCCACCAAGUGUCUGUUGUGUCACCGCAACUUCCGCUCGCUCACGGCUUUACAAAAACAUGUCAGCUCUGACCACCCUGAGCUUUCAGCGGCGGAACGACACCAGUUCCAGGCAUCCAUCGUGGGGGCGCCCGUGGGCGCGGGGGCGGGGCCCGUCCUCGACCCCAGCACCACGGCGCUGCUCCGACUGGAGUCUAAUAAGGACGACGAGCCCGAGGAGCUGUCUCGUGUCGAUGAGCCUCCGCUGCCUCCGCAACAGCAGGCCAUCGAGGACUACCUCAACUCUGACACGAUGGCUCUCGAUAACUACAGCGACCCGGCGCGACGCUUCAAGUGUCACCGCUGCCGGGUCGCCUACACGCGCCAGACCUAUCUCUCGGCUCACCAAAAGACGUUGCUCCAUCGCAGGGGAGAGAAACUCACCUACCCGAUGGAGAAAUAUCUUGACCCCAACAGACCAUACAAAUGUGAUGUUUGCAAAGAGUCAUUCACGCAGAAAAACAUUCUGCUUGUACAUUACAAUUCAGUCAGUCAUUUGCAUAAGCUUAAAAAAGCCAUGCAGGACAAAGAGACCAAAGGAUCUCCGAGCAGCUAUCAGACCCAGUCUGAAGGGAGCGGCGUGGAGGCCGCCGGGUCCGCUCCCCCGGGCGACGGCUUAGCCAGCGCCUCCAGGGGCGGCGGGGGGGCGGGGCCCGGGGGCGAGGAGGAGGAGCGCAACAAGCCCUACAGGUGCCACGUGUGCCGAGUGGCGUACUCGCAGCAGUCGACCCUGGACAUUCACCUGCGCUCAGUGCUCCACCAGACGCGCGCCGCCCGACUCCCAGACUUCCUGGCCACCCACGCCCACCCAGACCCCUCGCGCCCACUAGUCGACCAUCCGCCCACACCCACCAGUACCCCGCAGCCCUCCCCCGCCCCACACCAUGACGCACACACUCCUCGCUCCCCCUCAACCCCUCAGGCUACCCCUCCAGGGGGGCAUUAUCAGGGCAUUUCCCCCUCUAAUAGCAGCAGCGGCAGCGCCCAGGGAAGCUGCGAUCGGUGUGGUGGCGUGUGGAGCAGCCCGGAGCAGGGAGCGCAGCAUGCAGUGCUGUGCGGGCUCAUCCCCCCUCACCUGGCCUUCCUCCCGCACGCCGUCAGCACCGGUGUCAGUCAGCCAGCCACCCUGGACGCUGCCUGGGCCUCCCUUUGCGGGGCCGGCGCCGCCCCCCUGCCCCAGACUCAGCCCCCCGACCGCUCUCUCUCUCCAUCUGAAUGUUCCAUAGAAUCUCUCUCUACCUCUAGAUUCACUGUACCUUUCAGAAAGUCUUCACGCCUACACAAGCACUUAUUAGAAAGCUUUGGCUUUGACCUAGUUGUUCAGUAUGUUGAAAAUCAACAAUCUUGUCCAUCAAAAGAACCCGAGCAGGGGACUUCUGAGGACUCUAAAGACAGAUCCAAUCCUGAUCUACCAGAACUUAGUAAAUCUAAAUGUCCUCAGUGUUCUAAACAAUUUUCUAGUGUAUGGGUUUUAAAAGCCCACUUAGAAGAAAUUCAUAAAUCAGGUGUACCUUUUGAUUACCUUAAGACCUUCUCAGAUGAGUACCGUAAAGAGUACAAUACUAGUCGGCAAUGCUCUAGCAGCGAUCCCUCUGCUCUUACAGAUGAGGAGCGAGUCCGGGACGCGGAGCUCAUCCAGGGGGGAGACAAGGGGACUUCAGAUGAGAGAGAGAAAGAGGCAGAGUCAGGCAGCAGGAGCGACGCCGCGGCCACGCCCACGCCCACCUCUCGUGCCACGCCCACACCUGGUGUCACGCCCACCUCCAUCUCUGCCGCCUCCAUCUCCCCCGCCGCUGACCAGCAGGGUAUGAACAUGCCGUCGCAGAUGGUCGAGAUGGCCGCGGCGCUCAAUGCCCUGACGGCGGCGCAGAUGCAACAGAUGCAGUUCAACCCCAUGAUGAUGGCGGGGCUCGGGCUGGCGGGGCUGCCCCUCCAGCUCAACCCCCUGGCGGCCAUGAACCUCCAUCCGCCCCUCAUGCCCAUGAUGCCGCCCCACAUGUUCGAUCCGGGCGCCCUGGCCAACAUGCAGCAGCAGACACCACCCACUUCGCUGCCUUCAAACCUGCCCAAUGAUGCAUCCAUGUUCCUCAAGCAGCAGCAGCAGCAGCUCUUGCAGCAACAGCAAGCCGCUGCUGCCGCCGUUGCCGCACAGCAGAAGAGGGCUCGCACACGCAUCACCGACGAGCAGCUGAAGAUCCUGAGAGCUCACUUCGACAUCAACAAUUCCCCGACCGAAGAGCAGAUCAACGAGAUGGCCAAGCAGAGCGGACUGCCUCCCAAGGUAAUUAAGCAUUGGUUCCGUAACACGCUGUUCAAAGAGCGACAACGCAGUAAAGACUCGCCCUAUAAUUUUAGCAUCCCUCCGUCCACCACACUUAACCUGGAGGAGUAUGAGAAGACAGGUGAAGCCAAGGUCAUGCCACUGAACCCGGACGAGGCACGGGAGAUCGUGGCGCUCAACAGCUCCCGUGAGGAGGACAAGAUGACCGAGCGGAUCUCCAAAGAGCAGGAAGAAUCCGCACACGACCGCGCCGCCACCGCAUCCCCGCUCAACAAAGUUCCUAGUCUUACACAAGACAAUAGCCGAGUACAAGAAAAGAACGGGGAAGGUAUAGGCGGCAACAGCAACUACGAGAGCAGCAGCGGGAGCGGGAGCGGGAACAGCAGCAGCAGCGGGAGAGGGAGAGGGAGCAGCAGCAGCCACCCUUCACAACCCCUGUUGCCCCCGCAGCCCCAGCAGCAGCCACUAGGCAGCGGACCCCAGCUGGUGUCCUCGGCUUCCUCGUCGCCGCUGGGCCUGCCGGUGACCUCGUCGUUCAGCUCUCUGGCCUCACCGCAGACGUCACUCUCGCUCAGCUCACUCAUUACCUCCCAGCUCGAGUCUAACCCCAUGCUGGCUCACAAGCUGCCUCACACACCACCCACAGUUCCUAGUUCUGGCCUUAUUCCUCCAAGCUCAGGUGUGAGCCCCACGCCUCCGCAUUUGUCCUUCCCGUCAGCCCCCCAGACUCCCACCUCUUCCGGCACUGGCAAGCGAGCAAACCGCACCCGCUUCACUGACUACCAGAUUAAGGUGCUACAGGAGUUCUUCGAGAACAACGCCUAUCCCAAGGAUGACGAUCUGGAGUACUUGUCCAAGCUGCUCAGCCUGUCACCUCGCGUCAUUGUGGUGUGGUUCCAAAACGCCCGUCAGAAGGCACGCAAGGUCUACGAGAACCAGCCACCCCUUGACCCGAAUGACGAAGGUGCAGGUAGGUUCACCCGGACGCCGGGCCUAAAUUACCAGUGUAAGAAGUGCUUGCUUGUCUUCCAGAGGUAUUAUGAGUUAAUCAGACACCAGAAGACUCACUGCUUCAAGGAAGAAGACGCCAAGCGAUCCGCUCAGGCGCAAGCAGCAGCGGCCCAGGCGGCAGCUAUGUACAGCGAUGAGAACUCUAAUCACUCAAGCAUCACCGAAUCGUCGCAGCAGUCAGGUAGCCUCGAUAACAAACCUUCGGAAGGAUCUUUCCAGUGUGAUAAGUGCAGUCUGGUAUUUAACAGAUUCGAGCAGUGGCGUGAGCACCAAAUAGUUCACCUCAUGAACCCUGCACUCUUCCUGAACAAAGGUGCAGACUCCCCAUUCACCAGCAUACAGCAACAGCAGCAGAGUCAGUCAUCGCAGCAGCACCAGCUCCCCUCGGGUGCUCCCCUUCCCAUACCACAGGCUAGUCCCCUGCCCCAGCCCAGCCCCCUAUUGCCACCGGCUUCCCCUCUGAAGCGCAAAGCCGAAGAGAGUGAGGACGAGAGGGAUGGCAUGACGAGCAACAACGAGGGGCAGAGGGAUAAGAGACUCCGCACUACCAUCCUACCAGAGCAGCUGGACUACCUCUACCAGAAGUACCAGAUGGAAGCCAACCCGUCGCGGAAGAUGUUAGAGACCAUCGCUCAAGAAGUUGGUCUGAAGAAGAGGGUCGUCCAAGUUUGGUUCCAGAACACACGAGCACGCGAGAGAAAAGGUCAGUUUAGAGCUCAUGCACAAGUGAUUAAUAAAAAAUGCCCCUUCUGUCCUGCUAUCUUUAAAGUCAAGUCUGCUCUUGAAUCGCACCUUUCCACUAAGCACGCGGAUCAGUACUCUAAGGGAGAUGUGGACAUUGAUGCACUGCCUGAUGUAGAAGAUUCUGGUGUUGGGAACUUCGGCCUGUCUUCAACUCCUUCGGCAACUCAAGCCUCUCAAGUCAUGCCCUCUUCUCUCUUCUCCUCAGAAGUUCCGGAAGACUCGAUAGCCAUGUACCACGAGGAGGCAAUCCGGCGGUACCUCAACGAUGUCAACUUGGCAUCGGACGGUACACGACGGGAAGGUGAGAGCCCGCUAGAUCUCAGUAAGCCAUUAGACCUGGUUCGGCCGUUAGGGUUUGAUUCCUCCAUGUUAGACACUAACGAGCACCUUGAGGAGCAUUCAGAUGAAGAGAAUUACAAUCUGGAUAUAUGUGAACAAGAGGAGGGUGACAUGGCGGUCAAUUCUCAUGAAAGUAACCCCACCUCUCCCGCCUCCUCCACCACCAGCUCCGCCAACAAGGUGGGAUCUCACCAGGGCGGCACCAACAAGAGGUUCCGCACACAGAUGUCAUCAAUCCAGGUGAAGGUCAUGAAAAGCGUGUUCCAGGAGUAUAAAACGCCGACGAUGGCGGAGUGUGAGUUGCUAGGGAGGGAGAUUGGGCUAGCCAAGCGUGUGGUGCAGGUGUGGUUCCAGAAUGCGCGGGCAAAGGAAAAGAAAGCAAAGCUGGCUCUGCAGAAGAUGCUCGGCACGGAGCCCGAGGGACCCAAACCGCCUGAGGAGUGCAAAGUGUGUAACUUUAAAUACAGUCACAAGUACUCUGUUCAGGACCACUUGUUUACGCGUUCACAUAUCGAAAACAUGAAAUCGUUCCUGGAAAAGGCGAAGGAGGAGAGCGACGUGGCUGGCCUGGGCUCUACUCUGAGCUCCAUGUCAUCCGACGGCGACCGGCCGCCCGCGGCACUCACGCCCGUGGCCGGCCUCGCUCACCAGCUGCAGAUGGCUCAGCUCAUGGCUCUGGGCUCGCCGCCAGCUGGUGCAGGGGCCCCUGCCGGUGAGGACAAGAAGGGCGGCCCAGGCGGCAGCAGCAACAGCGAGGACCUGAGUCGCCUGCAACUCCUGCAGCAGAUGUACCAGCAGAUGGGUCUCGGGGGGCUGCAAGGGGCGCCGCACCCACUCCUUCAGCACGCCAUGAUGGCCGGCGCCGGUGAGUAGCGGUCCCCCUCCCUCCAUCACUGUCCGCACCCGCUCGCCCGUCCCGCCCGCACACCACCCAGCGCCGCCCGCACGCUCCCCCGCCCUCCCCCGCCCGCCUCGGCCAGGCUUGCCCCGGGGACCCAGCUGCACACCUGCCCUCGCGCUCACUCCCCCGGGCGAGGGCUCCGGUUCCCGCACCCGCGGAGGAGUGAGGUGAGGCAGGGGCGGGGCACGCCUGGCCGCGGGGGGCGUCAGUGUACUUGGCCCUGUCACGCUUUUCCCCUCCCUGGCGGGCUC